GCCACCUCCCGCCAAUGAGGCGGUGGCGGCGUCUCGGGGCAACAAUGGGGGGCGCCCGGGGCGCACGUGGGGCCGGCGGCGGCGGGGGCGCGCGGCCCGGGGCGGGGGUGCAGCGCCGGGGCGAUCGAUCGCUCCGCUCGGCUCCGUCCCGCCCCGCCGCUGCCCCGCGCGGCGCCGGGGCACUCCCCGCCCCCGCCCUCCUCCCGCCCCUCCGGGCCCUCCCCCUGUGUCACGGCGGCGCCCGCAUUCGGGGACGGGCACGGCGGAGGGAGGGAGCGAGCGAGAGAGCGACCGAGCCACCGGAGGAACGACCGACCGAGCGAGCGAGCGACGGCCGCCCCAGCAUGUGGCCCGCCCGCGCCGUGGCGGCAGCGCGGCGGCGGCGGCGGCGGCGGGCAGGUGCGCGGCCGCUGAGACGGAGCGGGGGGGCGUAGGGGCGGGGAGCCGCCCGCCGCCGCCGCCGCCCUCGCCCGGCGCUGUCAGGUGCCCCGCCGCCCGGCCCCGGAGCACGCCGGUUCCCGGCCGAGGAUGCUGCCCGCCGCCGGUCGCUCCGGUUCAUCUGUUGCUGCCUGACCGCGCCGCCCGCCCGGUGCAGCCUCCGCCGAUGGAUGCGGCAGCCCCCGCGCCCUGCCCGCCCGCAGCCGCCCCGCUGCCUAUUGUGCCGGGAACGACUCCGGAGCUCCGCGGCUGGUAAAAAAAAAAAACAAAAAACAAACAAAACAGAACAAAACAACAGAAAAAAAAAACCAACAACAACAAAAAAAACCAAACCCAAACCAAAAACCGACCCCCCCGUGGGGGCCGGAGAGGCGACCGAUGAAUAUGCAGCACCCCCCCCGGCUCGUCGCUCCCGUCGGCCUCCCGCUCCCCGGCGCGGAGCCGGGCAGAGCCGCCUCCUAGAGCUCCGCCGGACCCGGGGCUGCUCCCCCGCCGCCUGCCCCCCGCCAGCACCCGGAGCGGCUCCUCCUCCCCUGCUCCCCGCCGCCCGAGCUCGGAGCCCUUCUUCGCACUCCUCUCCCUCUCCUGUUUUUGGUUUUUUUUUUGGGGGGGGGGUUUGUGUGGUUUUUUCUUUUUUUUUCUUUUUGUGUGGAAACCGACCGUAACUCCGGGGAGGGGGUUGUUGGGGUGGGGGGCGAGCGGCGGGGAGGGGACCAUGGAAGAAAAGCUCCAGGCGCAUCAGGUGGAGAUCGACCCGGAUUUCGAGCCGCAGAGCCGGCCCCGGUCCUGCACUUGGCCUCUCCCCCACCCCGACUUCGCGGCGGAGGAGGAGGAUGGGGGCGCGGCGGGGGGACCCCCGGCGCUGGCGGCCGGCGGCGGCGGGGAGGGAGCCGAGAACGCGGCGGCCCCGGCGGAGCGCAGAGCCGCCGCCGCCGCCUCCCUGCCGCCCCCCGGCGCGGACGUCGGGCAGCUCCGCAAGGCCAAGACCUCCCGGAGGAACGCCUGGGGCAACCUCUCCUACGCCGACCUCAUCACCAAAGCCAUCGAGAGCUCGCCGGAGAAGCGCCUCACCCUCUCGCAGAUCUACGACUGGAUGGUGCGAUACGUCCCCUACUUUAAGGAUAAAGGAGACAGCAACAGCUCCGCUGGCUGGAAGAACUCCAUCCGGCACAACCUCUCCCUGCACACCCGCUUCAUCCGUGUGCAGAACGAGGGCACCGGCAAGAGCUCCUGGUGGAUGCUGAACCCCGAGGGCGGCAAGACGGGGAAGACGCCCCGCCGGCGGGCGGUCUCGAUGGACAACAACAGCAAGUUCCUGCGGAUCAAGGGGAAAGCCAGCAAGAAGAAGCAGCUGCAGGUGACGCAGGAGCGUGGGGAGGACAGCCCUUCCUCCCAGCAAGCCAAGUGGUCAGAGAGCCCCGCGUCCCACGCCAGCGACGAGUACGACGCCUGGGCGGACUUCAGGACGCGGGCCAACUCCACGGCCAGCACGCUGAGCGGGCGCCUCUCGCCCAUCAUGUCCAAUCAUGAGCCGGAUGAGCUGGAGGAGGACGACGGCACCCCCUCCUCUCCGCUGAUGUACCCCAGCCCCUCCAGCACCAUGUCUCCUUCCCUCAAUGCCCGCUGCUCCGUGGAGCUGCCCCGGCUGACCGACCUGACUGGCACCAUCAGCCUGAACGAGAGCCUCGGGGAGAGCAUGUUGGAGGACCUGCAGGAUGGCUACACCAUGAGCCCUUCGCAGCAGCUCCCCCCGGCCGCCCUGCGGCAGCGGAGCUCCAGUUUCACCUUUAACUCCAAGUGCUCCACCAUGGGGGCCGCCACCAACACCUACUGCGGGACUAUCUACAGCCAGCCAGCCAUGAGCCUCAUGCGCCGCCUGCCCAUGCAGACCAUCCAGGAGAACAAGCAAGCCACCUUCUCGCCCGUCAGCUCCUACAGGAACGCCUCGCUGCAGGACCUGCUCUCCUCCAUCUCCUACGCGCACAAGGAGAGCAUGGUCCCGGGGGACCUGCCCCUGCCGCAGGCCAGCCCCAUGGUGCCGGCCCGUGGCCACAGACACAACCCGCUGCUGUGCGGGAGCGGGGAGCAGGGUUUGUCCUCCUACCCGUCCCACUCGGGCUCUCUCAUGAAGAGCAAUGCUUUGUACCACCCGUCACCAGCCGGUCACCACCCUGCGGUCAACACCAGUGCCUUAGCUAAUCCUGUCAGCCUUAUGAGCUUGCCCAGUGACACGUGCAGCAUGACAGCCAUGCCGCACCACGGGCAUCUGCAUUCCUACACUAAUAACCAAGGGGCACACAUGAGCUUGCUGGAUUCGCUGCAGGGCCCCUACCCGGGGGCCGUCCACCCCCCCGUGUUGGGCCAAGACAGGUUCCCAGCAGACCUGGACCUGGACAUGUUCAACGGGAGCCUGGAGUGCGACGUGGAGUCGAUCAUCCUGAAUGACUUUAUGGACAGCGACGAGAUGGACUUCAACUUUGACUCGGCUCUCCCGCCGCAGAACGGGCUCAACGUGCCCGCGCUGCCUGGGGGUCCGCAGCCCACGAACCAGAGCUGGGUGCCCGGGUGACGCCCGCCCCGGGGUGGGGGGCUCGCCGCCGAGAAGCCACGAGGGGAACAUUAAGACUAACUUUUUUUUUUCCUUUCUCUUCUGCCUUUGUUUGUUAAGAUGGGCUAGAGCCAUCGGUCUGAGCUUGAGGUCGAUACACGAAACACAAACCGUAGGGUCAAAUACUGAGACGGGGUAGGGACCCCAGCCCUCACGUGUGCCCAGUCCUCCCGUGAGCAUCCUCCAGAGGACGCAGGGCAGGCGGGCGGGAGAGGCAGCCAGAGCCAGGCGGGUCCAGGGGGAGAGCAGGAAGGGAAAGCCUUUCCAGACGGUCCCAGUGCUCCGCUGCGAUGGUGCCGGUUUGAUUUGUCCUUGGGCUGGGUGACGGAGCAGUGGUGGCUGGUGGCGCAGGAACACCCUGCAUGGGCAUCCCUUUCUGGAAAGGGACCAUUUUCUCCAAGCCGCCUCGGGAAACUAGUCCUCCAAGUAGAAGUGUCAGGAGUGGGGACCUUGCCGCAGGGCAAGGAGGGGCUCGUCAUCCCUAAAUCCUGGUGGAGAUGUGAACUCUGCCAAGCCCACACGCCCAGGCCACCUCCGCUGCGGGUCUCCUUGCGUGGCUCCGGGCAGGUUUUCUUACCAAGCAGUGAGAAGCGGGGUUGAUGAUGGAGGGAAGGGUGUGCAAUCGGCAGCCCUUGGGACAGCAUCUCGGCAGCCCACGUGCCCACCAGUGCCUGGGGGUACCACGGUCACGCCUGCCCAUGGAAAAGCUGCGGGAACCUGCCUGGAGCAGGCGCGGGCACCCUCCUGCAUGUGGUGCACAGCCAUACACAGGGUCCUGCCGUGAGUGAUGUGCUGCUGGCCUGGGUCCCCCAUGCUGGAGGCUCAGGGGGAGCUCAGAGGGGUGGUGGGGGGGGGUGUAUUUGUUUGAUUUCAUGCACUCUUUUGCCAUUGAGUUUUUGCAUUGGAAGGAAGAAAGGGUUGAGCUUAGGGAGACGAGGAGAGAGGCCAUGGGCAAUGCCGGGGGCUGCAGCCCAUCGCACAUCUCAUCUUGGCUGGGUCAUGGCUUCGGGUGUCAGAUGAUGGGGUGGAAGGUGGGGGGCUGUGAUGUGGGUCAUCCUCGAGAAGGGGAUGUGUGCGUGUGAGGAGGGGAGGGAUCUGGCGGCCAGGCCUCCGCAGGCAGGUGGGGUCUACCGUGCCCCAAGCCUAGGUGACCCAUGCUGCUGCCCCCUCAAGCGGAGCUCAGGGAAGUUCCACAGGGCUCACAGCCAGGGCUGUGGGGCUUCUGCGGGGUCGCUACUGGUUUCAGGAGUGAUUCCAGCCAGCAGCCCGCAUGCCUGUCCCGGAGGGCUCGCUGCCCAUCCCCAGGGUGCCAGGAGAGCUGGUCCAGGGAGAUGGCAGCAAGAGGGGUCAGCCCUGGUGCACCCAGCUGCCAAGGGCCGGUGCUCCAUGGGGGUGAGGACCGUGAGUCACAAGUGGUCCUGCCGUGUGUCAGGAGCCCAAACCAGCCCCACUGCUCUGCUGGGCAGGGGUGGGCUGGGGACCCACUGCCGCCCCGCACAGUGGGGGCGAGGGCUCCCUGCUGUGGGGCAGCUCAGCCCUUGGUGCAACAGGCUUUUUGGAGUGGGGAAACCAGGCAGGCUGAUGGGCAGCUGGAGUGGCUGGUCCAGAGGAGAUGGAUGGGCUGGGAGGAGAGGCUGUGGGAGCUGCUGCUCUGUCCCACGGGGCUCUCUGCACAGCCCGUCUUCCUCCUGGGCACCACAGGAUUUCUCUAGGCCUCCAGCCCCUGGGUUGCAGUAAGGGUUAGUCCACUGAACCAGCACAUUUUCCUGGCCCAGCUCCUCCCUUGCUCCAGCACCACCUCCUCUACCAUGGUGCAGUGGCUGGGUCCCACCGAGCCAUAGGGGAAGCGUGGCUGCUCGGAGCCGGGGCAGGGUCGGACCCGUGGGUGGGCACCUCCUGCUCCCCUCCUGACCCACGUGCCUGUGGCAGUGUGACAGAGGAGCCCCAUGUGCCACCGUUCACCCUCACCCUGGGCACACGGCGGACGUAGUCUCUAAAGACAUUCUUACAGGUUAAUUAAUUAUGUUUACAUUAUUUGAUCAUGUACAGAAUUUAAUAUAUUCUAUUAUAUAUAAUCUUUCUUGAAUGCUUUUUUAAAAAGGAUUAUUCUUUGGUCAGGAUCAUUACCACAUUCAUUUUAUACACCACCUCUCGUUUCAGGCAUAUUUAAAAUUGUUGGAAACCAAUUGCAAAUGGCUACUUAGUACCCGGCACCCCAGCUCUGCACACGGGGUGUGAAGGACUGCUAGCGAGGAGAGGCACGGAGGGCAGCUGGGGCUGCCACGGCAGGAAGGGGGGCUCUGCCCCCCAGGCACGGGAGAAGGGGAAGGGGUCCCGGCUCUUCCAGGCGUCCGAUCUCCAGGCACACAUCCAGCAGCACACCAGCACGCCGGGCAGUGCAGGCCAGCGGGGGCUCCCCCCGGCGUUCGGGCAUUUGCAGAUGGGAUGCUCAGGCACAGGGACCCCCCCCACACCCAGAAACCCCUUUGGUGUUGCAGAUACGGGCUGACCAUCGUUGCGGAGGGGAAGCUGCACCAGCAGUAAGAGAAAAGUCCCCCCCUUGUGCCGCGCCUGCCCCGCUCCCCCCCGCUCGCCUCCCCCUGCCCUGCGCGUGGUGCCCCCGGGCAUCCACCCCCGGGGCACGUCCCAUUGCGAAGCUGUCUUUGUGGUUCGUGACAGUGGGGUUGUCGUGUGUGCGGUGGAGUCGUGUUGGUAAGCGUCGUGUGUACAGUCGUCGUGCGGUGCGAGGGAUGGCGGGCAGCGGGAGGUGGGCACAGAGACCCCCCCAAAAACGGCUGGGACCCAGGGAAAUGGGGGUGGCUGGAGGGGGAGGCGAGACGGGCUGGCCCCGCCAUGGCAGAGGGGAGUGGAGCGGAGGGGCUGGGGGAUGCCAGGAGCACGGUGCCCAGGUGGGGUGGUGGUGAUGGCACGCGUGUGACAGGGCCAUGCUUCGUGCCCGUGGGGCAGGCAGGUCCUGGGGGGGCCGGCGCCGCCGUGCCCCUGCGGCUCCCACUGCCAGCACUGCUGCGAGCACGGGGAAGGGGAAACCAGGGCCUUAUUUCACUGUCCGGCGGUGGCAGAGGCUCCGUCUUCCCUCUCUGGAAACAUCUCCCCGAGCACAGGCCACCUCACAUCCCACCUCGCUCGGCUUCAGCCUCCCCGCUCCAUCACCCCCUGUCCCCCCCCGGCCCCCACCCUGCCCUGCUCCCUCUCAUCCCCAGCCCUGCCCGGAGUGAGGAGCCGGCAUCGAGGGGACGCCGAAGGGGCCCCACCGGUUUGCUUCAUACGGCGGUCUUCGGUCCGUCCUUUCCCUCGUAUUUAUAACUGUACAGACUGGGGGGGAGGGUCUCUGACAGGCGUCAUCUCUCACCACGCAUCUAUCGUAGGCAAUGGUAACUUUCUUGAUCGUGCUAUUAGAGUUUGUGUAUGUGGCAAUGUAAAGAACUGUGUAUAGUGCAUUGUACAGCAUAUUUUCAUGAAUAAAAUUGUUUUAAAUA
This is a messenger RNA of Phalacrocorax carbo (great cormorant), 6543 nucleotides long. NCBI's taxonomy places the organism in Eukaryota, Metazoa, Chordata, Aves, Suliformes, Phalacrocoracidae. The record is from RefSeq and is a predicted model, not a curated record.